This is a messenger RNA of Rubroshorea leprosula, 856 nucleotides long. The record is from the annotation of a GenBank genome assembly. Lineage: Eukaryota; Viridiplantae; Streptophyta; Magnoliopsida; Malvales; Dipterocarpaceae.
AGCAACAAACAAAAAAUUGAAAUAAAGUUUUUCGCGUGGCCCACUGCUCAUCUAAUAUAAAGAAGAGCUCAGAAGACAAAUUGAUCAUUAGCACAUAUAGAUCGCCACCGCGGAGAGAAUAGAAACAAUGAAAUUGAGUGCCAAGGGAGGAAUGAAGAAGGCGAGCAUGAGCAUCACAGGAGGCCGGAGUUCAUAUGAAGCAGGUCCGAAAGUAGAGACACAUGCUGCUGUAGACCUACCUCCUCCACCACCUUCAAUUGUCUUAGCAUCGGCUAUCCCUGGUCGUGGGAAUUCCGGCCGGUUUUCUUCCUCCGUUAACACUAAGACCAACGUCAUUUGUAUAACAAGCGGAAGCUGCUCCAAAGCUGGUGAAAAACGCAAAAUAUCAAGGCUUCAGGAAGCAAAAGAAAACUUGAAGAGGAUGAAGGCAGAAGUGAAGAGGAUGAAGGCAGAAGUAAAGAAGAAAAGUGCAGAGACAAAUCUCAUGAUGCUGCAGCUAAUGGAAGAAACAACAAAAUUUCAAGCUGCCGCAGAAGGGAUUGAGUCUGCACUUGCACAAGGUCGGGCACAGAACGAGCAGAUGAUGGUGCAGAAUUUGCAGGACCAAUGUCUUUUAAUGCUAGGCUGGAGAUAUAUCUUGGAUGAAGAUGAUAAUCCCACAUAUUGAGUGUUGCCUUAACAGAACAGAUAGACAAUAAUAGCAGGAGACUAUAUAUGUUUACUCAAAUGAAAGUUACUGCUUCACAAUUUAUUGGGCCCUAUGUUUGCAUGAAUUAAUUACUUUCUAUGUACGUCAGUCCAUGUUUGUUGUCUGUACUUUCCAUCCAUGUUUUGUAAAUAAAUGUCUUUUGGCGCA